CGGAGGGAGGGAACCGGGAAGAGCCGGGAUUGCCGAGGCACGGAUUGCUGCCGGACUCCGCCGCGCUCUGCGGGAUCCGACCCCGCGCUGCUCCGCCCGGGCCACAGCCGCCCCGCAGCCGGCUCGCACAACCCAGCCCCGCCAGUCGCCGAGCGCCCGGACCCCGAGAAGCCAGGCUCUGGGUUGGGGAGUUUCUCUCCGCAGGUCGCCCAGGUUAAGGAAUUGUGACAAACUGGCAUUCCCAGAGCCCGAGAGAGUUAAAGCCUAGAGCGAGCGAUCUGUUGCUUCCCAAGCUACGCGGUGGGAAGUAGCCUGGAGACUCCUUAAAUUUGGUUUUCUGCUUAAAAGAGGGCGGCCGGAGAAGAUGUUGUAGGUGUAGUCUUGUAGAUUGCUACCGGGCUGUGGAUGGUGUUAAUUUCUGAAGUGGGCGACGCCAAGUACUUACCGAAGCUCAGGAAACAAAGAUAUUAGAAGGACGCUUGGCUCUUGGCUCCCCAGCCUCGCUCCGCCGUUGCCCAGCUCACUGGAGUCUGGGUUUGCCUCAAAGGAUACUUCAGGAAUUGAACAGAGAAGUCCCACGCAAGCUGCCUGAAGCUGCCUGCCUUCUCUUGUCCUGCCUUGCACAUAAAGAACCAGGACCAGUCGAGUUGGUGACCUUUAGUUUCCGCCAGCCGUGAAUGCCUUUGACAGCAUGACCGCGGAGGAUUCCACCACAGCCAUGAACAGCGACCCAACAGUGGGAUCUUCCGCCAAGGUGCCAGAGGGCGUGGCGGGCGCGCCCAAUGAGGCUGCCCUGUUGGCACUGAUGGAGCGCACCGGCUACAGCAUGGUACAGGAGAACGGGCAGCGCAAGUAUGGGGGACCCCCACCGGGCUGGGAGGGCCCGCAUCCCCAGCGAGGCUGCGAGGUCUUCGUGGGCAAGAUCCCACGUGAUGUGUAUGAAGAUGAGCUGGUGCCUGUGUUUGAGACGGUGGGUCGCAUCUACGAGCUGCGACUCAUGAUGGAUUUCGACGGCAAGAACCGCGGCUAUGCCUUCGUCAUGUACUGCCACAAGAAUGAAGCCAAGCGAGCUGUUCGUGAGCUCAACAACUACGAGAUCCGCCCGGGCCGCCUGCUGGGCGUCUGCUGCAGCGUGGACAACUGCCGCCUCUUCAUCGGGGGCAUCCCCAAGAUGAAGAAGCGAGGGGAGAUCCUGGAGGAGAUCGCCAAGGUCACCGAGGGCGUGCUCAACGUGAUCGUGUACGCCAGCGCGGCAGACAAGAUGAAAAACCGAGGCUUCGCCUUCGUGGAGUAUGAGAGCCAUCGCGCCGCAGCCAUGGCGCGCCGCAAGCUCAUGCCGGGUCGCAUCCAACUGUGGGGCCACCAGAUCGCCGUGGAUUGGGCCGAGCCGGAGAUCGACGUGGACGAGGACGUGAUGCAGACGGUGAAGAUCCUCUACGUGCGCAACCUCAUGAUCGAGACCACCGAGGAGACCAUCAAGAGGAGCUUCGGCCAGUUCAACCCAGGCUGCGUGGAGCGGGUCAAGAAGAUCCGCGAUUACGCCUUCGUGCACUUCACUAGCCGCGAGGACGCCGUGCACGCCAUGAACAACCUCAAUGGCACGGAGCUGGAGGGCUCCUGCUUGGAGGUCACGCUGGCCAAGCCUGUGGACAAGGAGCAGUACUCCCGCUACCAGAAGGCAGCCAAGGGCGGCGGAGGCUCAGUGGAGGCGGUAGCCCAGCAGCCCAGCUACGUGUACUCCUGCGACCCCUACACGUUGGCCUACUACGGCUACCCCUACAACGCGCUCAUCGGGCCCAACAGGGACUACUUCGUAAAAACAGGCAGCAUAAGAGGCCGAGGCCGAGGUGCAGCUGGAAACAGAGCCCCGGGGCCCAGGGGUUCCUACCUUGGAGGAUACUCUGCUGGCCGUGGUAUAUAUAGCCGAUAUCACGAAGGCAAAGGCAAACAGCAAGAAAAAGGAUAUGAGCUUGUGCCAAAUUUGGAAAUCUCUACUGUCAACCCAGUGGCCAUUAAACCUGGCACAGUGGCCAUCCCCGCCAUCGGUGCCCAGUACUCCAUGUUCCAGGCAGCCCCAGCCCCGAAGAUCAUCGAGGAUGGCAAGAUCCACACAAUGGAACACAUGAUCAGCCCCAUUGCUGUGCAGCCUGACCCCGCCACUGCUGCCGCUGCUGCCGCUGCUGCAGCCGCCGCCCACGCUGCUGUCAUUCCUGCGGUGUCCACACCGCCCCCUUUCCAGGGCCGUCCAAUAACUCCUGUGUACACCGUGGCACCAAAUGUUCAGAGAAUUCCCACCGCCGGCAUCUACGGGGCCAGCUACGUCCCCUUCGCGGCUCCGGCCACUGCCACGAUCGCCACACUACAGAAGAACGCUGCGGCCGCCGUGUACGGGGGCUACGCCGGCUACAUACCUCAGGCCUUCCCCGCGGCUCUCCAGGUGCCCAUCCACGACGUCUACCAGACUUACUGAGACCGGCUCUCCAGGUGCCCAUCCACGACGUCUACCAGACUUACUGAGACCGGGACCAGCGCCAAGGCAAGCCACCAAACACCACUGAAGGAACACUUUAUUAUUUAUGAAGAAGAACGUGUUGGAUUGGCACACGUGCGAAACCUGCAAGUGAAGAAUGUUGUCGAAUAUCACACUGAAAUAUUUUAUAUCCAUGAAGUUUUCACUCUUUUUUUUUUUUUUUUUUUUAAAAAAAAAAAAAGACCUUUCAACUUAGCAGGCCCGCGUUCAUACAUUUCUAAGAGACUUGCAACGCCUCACGCCUUAAUACCAUCUUUUAAAAUUUGUACUCAACUGCGUUUGUACAGAGGUUUGGUUUUGUUUUUUUUAAGGAUAUAUUUUCAGUAUGAAGGUUAUUUUCUUAACUUCUGCACUCCAGAGAUUUCUAUUUUGUAGAACCUUUCAAAAUAUAUCAGCUAUAUAUAUAUAUAUAUAUAUUAAAAAAAAAAGCACAUCCGAGCAUCUAGGGAACUAUUUUAAAAACUAUAUUCAAUAUUUAAAGAUACAAACUGUAGUGCUUUGAAAUGCUACGUAAAACCUUAUUUUCAAAGGUGAUGCUGGAAAGUGCAAUUUCAAAAUGAGUAAAAAAUCUCUGCUGUAUUUCCACUGGCAUUAAGGGUUGACGAUCUCGCCAUGUAUUCUCAUCAUGCUUUCUGGUUGGGGGGUUGUUUUGUUUCAUUUUAUUUUGUUAACAAUCUGUCUUUAAGUCAACAUGGAAAAGACUCGUCACAGCCAGAGUCCCAACACUGGAGUGCUCUCACCUGCCCCCAUUACUCUCUGUUAACUAUUUCACCCGUCCCCUCCCUCCUCCCCUCUCCCCCUCCUGUCCCCCCUCCUCCUCCCCCCCCUUCCCUAUCUCCAGUGCAACUUUGAAGUUUGGCAUCUCUAAGAAAAUUGGAUAAUUCUGAUAAAGAAUCCAACUGAUGCCUUUUAUACUUCUUCCUGGGAUUUUGUUGGGGUCUUUUGUUUUUUAGUUUUUUGGGGGAGGAGAUAUUACCUUCUAUAUGUGUUUUCAGUAGCAGAAUACAUGUAAGGACAAGAUUUUACCAUGUUUUCGUAUGGCAUCUUUGCAUAGCUAUUUAACUGUCCAGUAUGAAACCUUUAACUUUCUAAUGCUUUGAUUUUUUUUUUUUUUGGAAGUCUUUUUAGAGUUUUUAGAGACGAAGAAUGUAUGUGAUCACAGGCAGGACCGUCAAGAUUUGCCAACAGGAAGUUAAGCCUCUAGUGGCCUUCUUGUGUGUCUUACAGGGUGUCUGCUGUCAUGGGGGGUGGAUGUUGGAAGCAUUAUGUUGUUUGAACCAGGCUCCUCCCUGUGGGCCCGCCGCUCCCCCCCCCCCGCGUUGCCCUGUAGAAGAACAUGGGGCACAAGCAUUCCCGAGGAGGAGCGACCUGUAGAAGUCAAAGGGGGGUGUGUAAAUAACUUCCGAUGCUUGCUUCUUUCUAGUCCUUUUUGUGUUGCCAAAGCUCAUGGUGUGUAGUGUAAUGCGAAACGCAGCUGUUUGAUUUCAAUAUUAUUAAAAAACGUUUGCUGUUUUUGCAAGAUGGGAGUAAGCAGAAGCGGUGUUCUCUGCCCGUUUAAAGGCUUCCCGUUGGCAGAGUGAAUGUAAAAUACAGUAAAGCGCUAAUGUCAUCAUCUGUUUUGUGAACUACAUCAGCUCGCAUCUUUUUAAAAGGCUCGAUCAAGGACGUGAGGUGUGCAAGCAGGUGCACAGUAAGAUAGACAGUUGUAUUUUAUGUCAUAACAGAGACCAUCCAAUCUUUCUUCCCACCAGUCUGGCUAAUGGGCCUAGCUCUUGUUUGUGGUUUAAUACUAGGACCAUGCCCUUAGCCAUUGCUCUUAGGUAGCUGUUUAAUUUUUUCCCUCUUCUUUUAAAUUAAGAGAUUCCCAAAUGUCUUCUUUUUCCCCCUCUCUUGAGGCGAUGAAUUUUUAUGUAUAAGGAGUAUUUAUUGAACUAGUCUAUAAAAUCGCCGAGUGCCUGCCAAGGCCUUAACGCAUUCCUCUCUAUCCUGGCUGAAAGGCGUCAAGUAGCUAUGCAAUGUGAGGAUUCACCCAGGAAGUUGCACCCACAUGGAGGACGUGUUGGGAUGAGUGACUCCAGAAAAGGCAACUCCUGUCGGGUCCUCCUCCCUUGACUUGUGGGAAAGACUUGCCAAGGACAGUCACCGAGGUCCUCAGAUGAAACACUGGCCCCAUGUUCUUACUGUAUUUUACAAGUGCUGGGAAAACAAAACAAAAAACUAAUAAUAAUACUAAAAGGAAAAAAUGCACUAUCUUAAUGUGGCAACCACCUUAAGAACAAGCUUUGGUGGCAGCCGGUUAAGCAUCAGCGACCUUGCUGUCUGUGAUCCCGCCUACCCCUCCUGUUUCACAACCAUUUCAUGUACACUACUGAGGUAAGUUUAUAACUUGAAAUGUGAACUUUUUUUUUUUUUUUAGGAUUAAGAACAAACUAAUAUAAAUGUUUUUAAAAGUUUUAAAGUUUUAGAUAUGCUACUAGUUUAGUUUUUAGCUUCGGGUUGGAAAAGCUUUCUAGAUCCCGCUGCAUUUACAGUACAUUCUUGAGAUGUAUGUGGUAAAUAAAGCUUUCUUUAAAGCAG
Messenger RNA from Peromyscus leucopus (white-footed mouse), 5107 nucleotides. RefSeq names its product RNA binding motif protein 47 (gene Rbm47). The transcript has 7 exons. NCBI's taxonomy places the organism in Eukaryota, Metazoa, Chordata, Mammalia, Rodentia, Cricetidae. Gene Ontology annotation, molecular function: mRNA binding. Gene Ontology annotation, cellular component: nucleus. Bases 692 to 2470 code for a protein of 592 amino acids. The record is from RefSeq and is a predicted model, not a curated record.